AUGGGUGGCAAAAGGCAAAAACAUGCCGUGAGCAGAAGAAGAGGAGAAUACAAUGUGUUUGAAAAAGUAGUGAAGUUGCAUAGUGGCGCAUAUGCCCUGGAUCUUGGCAAAGUGACCAUCAUAUUAAAAUCCAGAACCAGAGCUGGAGAAUUCUUUAAUGUGCUGACCAGAGCAAGGCGUGUUUACGAACUGGAUACCACAUUCGACUGGAAUUGGACCAAAGCUGACGUUGAAGCAUUUGAGAAAGCACUAAAGAAAUCAAGUGUAUUGAUCCCUCCAUUUGAACUCGAAGAGUUUCAAAGGAAGAACCAUUAG
Messenger RNA from Lobosporangium transversale, 315 nucleotides. RefSeq lists its product as hypothetical. Bases 1 to 315 code for a protein of 104 amino acids. The record is from RefSeq and is a predicted model, not a curated record. NCBI's taxonomy places the organism in Eukaryota, Fungi, Mortierellomycota, Mortierellomycetes, Mortierellales, Mortierellaceae. The transcript is spliced from 3 exons.